GUGUAACAUUAGCGAAAUCGCACUUAAUCGAGACCUCAAACUGUUCUAAAGCUUGCAGGAUACGCGAUGGCCGAUCGUCGCUACGCUCGGCAAACCUCCAGAGGUCGAUCUCCUUCCGCUUGGAGGUCGCGCUCUCCGCCACGAUGGAGAUCUCCCUCUCCAGUUCGUUAUCGUCAAUCUCCAUCCCCGGCUGUUGCUGGACGAUACUCAGCCAGAUCGCAGUCGCCUCGGCAUUGGCGCUCACCUUCCCGUUACCGAAACAGAUCCACGUCGCCACCGCCGAGAGGUGAAAUGUCACCACGUCGACCGAGAUCUCGGUCACCUCCAGCCAAUUACACACGCGAAAUACCAGAAAACCGUCGUCGCAAACUGUUAGCAGAAAAGGUUAUGUCUUUGGAGACAUAUCAUCGACUGUUGCAGGACCCCAAGUCCCCAUGGUCCAAAACUUCAGGAAAUAGAGUCAUGCCCAUUCCAGUUCCCUUAGCUUCCAGUGAAAACACUGGAGAUUACCAACAGAAAUUUGAGUUCUGGUUGGCCCAGAGGAACGUCACUCUAUCAUCGCUCCGAGACAACGUCAUUCAAGAGCGAAACUAUCGCUGUGGGUAUGCCCAAUGGCGUGUGCAGAUGAAAUAUGGACAACCACGGCCUAAAUCAUCUUCUGCAUAUCCUCGACAACGCUCACGCUCCAGAUCUCCCGAACGGUACCGUAAACGAGGUAUCCAGGAGCGAGACCAGUACUCGUCAGCUCGUCCUCGCAGUCCUGAAAGAAUCUCAUCGUAUCAAAGUGAACCCCAGAGCUGCAGCACCUCUGCUCCAGCUACUGCAACGGUGGGCUCAUCGAGGUUUUAUGAUGUACGUCGUCAGGUAUCUAAGAGCUUCAUUGGAUACAGAGACAAAAGCCUCAACAGUGAAGUCUGUUGCAAAAAUUGUGACCGCAAAUGGGAUGAUUUAAACAGACGUUUAAAACAACUCGAAAGUGUCGUAUCUCGAAUUGGUCUGCCACGUCCGAGAGGUACAUUCAAUGGCAGACGCUCUUCGCGUUAUGACGAUUUUGAAUCAUCUCUGAUAGAUCUAACGGAAGAUGUCGAUAUGGAAGCAAAAACUGGUUCAAAUGCCACCCAGUCUGAAGAAAAAGAGAACAACGGAUCAGCUGAAAAUACACCGGAAAAUCAAUCGAGGAGCGUGGAAAUUACGCCCACCGACAGUGAUACGAAUCGCGACAGUCCACCAACCGCGGAGGAUUUGGAUGAACCGACCACAGAACCCGGUGAUGAACUCGAAUCGAAGUUAGCACCAGAACUGAGGCUCUUGAUCAAUGCGUACAAUCAACUUAACGACGAUGUGUUAGCGAAGCAAAAAGAGGAGGAAAAAAUGGUCACAGAUAUGGAGUUGGCAAUAGAUGAAGACAAGGCGAACUUGGUGAAGUUGCGAAGCCAAAUUUAUGAGCUUCGAGACGCCAUUAAGAGGCAGAAAGAUGGGCGGGACGCCGCCGUUGUUGCGAUAAUCAUACACACUCAUGCUAAGAAACUGGCAGAGAAUAAGGAAGAGCUUCAAAAGAUAGCAACAUCAGGUGUAUCCAACGAGCAAGAGGAUUUGCAUGAAAAAUGUGCAGGUAUUGCUGCGAAACUCGCAGAAAAAGACAAAGAGCUGGCACGAUUGCAGAAGCAACUCCGGUCACUUAGUUCGUUGCCCAUGAAUACGAAGGAGAGCGAUGGUGCUUUGGGGGAGAGGGAAGCACAUGAACUAUCGAAUAAAAUUCGAUUGGAACAGGCCUCGAAAGCAUCGCUGGAGACUGAGCGCCAGAAGAUCUUCACGAGACUCAUGAAGUCAAGCCGGCAGAUCCAAGCGCUCGUGAUAAAAGAGAUCACCAGUAAAUAACGCGCUCGGCAAACCCAUGUCUGUUGAUGCGGGGAUGUCAGCGCACCAGGAGCCAACUCCCAGCCAAAAAUGUUAUGAAGGCGGCAAACUAGUAGGAGACACUUGUUUAGUUUUUUUUUUUUUACCAAAUUGAAUUGCUAAUUGAAUUAAUUGAAUCAACUGAACUUGUUCGUGAAAC
Molecule: messenger RNA, 2056 nt
Organism: Phytophthora nicotianae INRA-310
Lineage: Eukaryota; Oomycota; Peronosporomycetes; Peronosporales; Peronosporaceae
Exons: 1
Coding region: 67-1878 (603 amino acids)
Source: RefSeq, a predicted model, not a curated record